This is a messenger RNA of Hirsutella rhossiliensis, 2742 nucleotides long. RefSeq names its product transcription factor tau subunit sfc4. Gene Ontology annotation, biological process: transcription by RNA polymerase III. The coding region runs from base 1 to 2742 and encodes 913 amino acids. The transcript has 7 exons. NCBI's taxonomy places the organism in Eukaryota, Fungi, Ascomycota, Sordariomycetes, Hypocreales, Ophiocordycipitaceae. Gene Ontology annotation, cellular component: transcription factor TFIIIC complex. Gene Ontology annotation, molecular function: protein binding. The record is from RefSeq and is a predicted model, not a curated record.
AUGAGCCGAUUCCAAGAUGAGCCGCUCCAUAGAAAUCCUGGCGAUGCGUCUGACUCCGACUCCGACCUGGAAGAGCUCCAGGGCGACAUCGCCAAGUUUGACGAGUCUGUACGGGAGUUUCUCGCUUCUCAUCAUGGGUCCGCAGAGUUGAGACACAGCUUUCGCGGAGGUUCCCGGGGCCGAGGAGCGCGUGGCCCUCGCAAGGCUGCCAAGCCGAGGGGAGACAUUACGGCGCGCCUCUCCAAGGUCAACCAAGCAUUUCUCAGCGGCGAUUACGACCAGGCGUUGGAUCUCGCCUUUGAGGUGAUCAGGAUCAAUGCCGAAACCCACCAAGCCUGGACCACACUGUCUUCCAUUUUUCGAGAGCGCCAUGAGCUUGAUCGGGCGCUCUCGGCCAUGGUUUAUGCCGCCCACCUUCGGCCCAAGGAUGUGUCUGGCUGGCUAAAGUGUGCGACCUUUGCUCUGGACACAAUAGAGGACGACGAGGAUCGCAAUCUUCACACAGCCCGCCUCUGCUACUCGGCUGCCCUGAGGACUGACACCUCACAUAUAGAAGCAAGGCUCGGCAAGGCCGCUGUAUGUCAUCGCCAGGGCCAUCUUGCUGCGGCCAUUUCCGAAUACAAGUACGUCCUCAAGCGCCGGCCGCACGAUCUCGACCUAGUGAGGAAGCUGGCCGAAGCCUGUGUCGACAGCAAGAACGCCACUGCGGCUGUCCCCUCAGCCAUCCAGGCUUAUGGACAAUUCUUUGACUUCGAGAUGAGCUCUCGGCCGCAGCGUGGCCGAGACGACUUGUGGCACGAUGUUGGCAUCUUUGUAGAACUGUUUGCAUCAAUUGGUCAACAUCAAGAAGCCAUCCGCCAGCUCAAAGCCCUCUCGCGGUGGCUCAUCGGGCGCGCCAUAGAGCAGUUUUGGGACGACUGGCAGGGCGACGAUCGAGAAUGGGACGUUGACGCGCUACGCCGAUCAGCAGUUUGCGACUUUGACGGGCCCAGCUCCAACCCAGGACUUUACGGUAACGCUCUGCCUGAGGAUCUGCGCGUACGGCUGGCUACGUAUCGGUUCAAGCUUGGGCAUGAGGCAGAAGCCUUGACGCACCUGAACAUCCUGGGUUGGGAUGAGGGCCACAUGCAGGAGUUCAUCAACGAUUUCCCCCUCCUCGCUUACGAACUGGCAAACGAGCUCGUCCGGUGCGGACGGCAAUCUCUUGCUGUCCAUUAUUAUCGAGAGUUGCGACGGCUCCCGGGCGACGCAGACCCUGCCGUCUUGCUGCAAUUGGGACGUUGUUACCUUGCCCUAGGAGAACAGCCGGGCGCCGAGGAAUGCUUUCUAGGAGCAAUUGAUGCAGACGAAGAUAGCAUCGAGGCUCGGAUCGAACUUGCAAACAUGUACGAGAAGGCCAGGGAAGGCGAGGAGGCCCUCAUUCUCGCCGCCGAGGCCAUGGCUCUGCGCGAAGCCCGUGUUCAGUCGUCUUCAGGCGACCCGGGAUUCAAGGACUCCUCGGCUCCCAGCCAACGGGCUAAACUUGGUGGCGGGCCAGCAAGGCGGCGCAAACUUCGUGCACAAACGGGUGAAAAACCAUCCGGAUCAUCCAAAGAUGCUUCACAGAAGCCUGUUGUUCCGAGAAGAUACCGCCCAAGGAGGCUUGCUGCGCCCGACAAGCGUCUUCAAGAAGAGAGGGCCCGUGCUUUCAAGCUGUCGAGCCAAUACGAGGCUGUUCGCGAUCUGAAGCAACAGAUUGCGGCGGGUCGCCAUGAUCUUGUCCCAGCCUGGAUGGCCACUUCAAAGGAACUGGUAGAUGACUUCAGAUCGCUCAAGAGGUUCUACACCUGGGACAAAUACCUGUACUUCCUCGGCUCGAAGCAUCAUGUGCCAGCUCCGGAUGCUGAACCAGAAGAUUCCGAGCUAUCGCAGAUGUACGAACGCCUAUCACGCUCUAUUGCUCCCCAUGCGGAUCAACUCGGGCGCGAGGCUGCAUCUGCGAAUCCGAAUGCGCAUCGAGGCAUCUCGUUCGAGGACUGGCUAGAUUUGUUCCUCGACUACGCCGUUGGGUUGGCGGUUGCGCAUCGACGGGUCGAAGCGUAUCAGAUCUGCCAAGCGGCAAAGGACUCGACUGUCUUUCAGUCCUCUGAACAUGGCUUCAGUAUAUAUGUCGCUUGGAGCGUAUGCGCCAUAUAUAACAACGACGAAGAGCGAUGUGUAACCGUAGCUCGGCAUCUGAUGCGAGACGGUGCGACUACGGAUUCAUACCGGAUGUUUGCGCUGCUGUCGAGACUUUGCCAGUCCCCCAUUGCAUGGUAUACGUCAGGGCCAGCUCAAAAGUUCAUACUGCGUCAGAUCAAGGCCAUCGAUGCCAGCCAUGCGAGUGUAUGGAUGCAGCGCCAAGGCCACGCCGAGCUCAGCAGUAGUACAAGUGCAGCGAACAAUUCGCCAGGCACCAGCGUCGACGUAUGCUUGCUGAUGCUAUACGGCCAUAUUCUUUUCACAUCCACCAGCUACGCAUACUCGUUAGGUUACUUCUUGCGGGCCCGGUCGCUUGACCCAACAAACCCCAUGAUCAAUUUGAGCCUGGGGUUGGCCUACGUGCACUACGGUUUGAAGAGGCAAUCUGCAAACCGGCAGUAUCUUCUCCUGCAGGGCCAGGCAUUUCUGUCUCGGUACCUUGAACUGGGCCAGAAAGGACAAGGCGGCUCCAUGGCCGAGCGAUUCUACAAUCGUUUCGUCCUUGCUAUCCGUGAAGAAUAA